AUGCCUAGACCUUUUUUCCAGAAGUUAAUUCUAAUUAGCACCAUCAGAGAAAAGAGACUGAGGAUCCCAGAUAAUUUUGUCAAGAAAUUUGGACAUGACUUACUGGGUUUUGUGAGACUCAUUGUUCCUGGUGGUCAUGUGUCCCGCAUAGGAUUAAUAAAAGCUGAUGAAAAAUUAUGGUUUCAUGACGGUUGGCAUCAAUUUGUUGAACGUUUCGCUAUCCACGUUGGUUACUUUUUGAUCUUUAGAUAUGAAGGGAAUGCAAUUUUCAAUGUUCAUAUAUUCAAUUUGCCCACUUCUGAGAUAAAUUACCACUCCAACACUCUUAGUGGGAAAAGAUAUCUUGCAUUUGAAGAAUUGGAAGAGGACGGAAAUGGUGAAAACUCAGGCGUUCCCCCUCCACAACUGAUAGUCAACAAAAGUUACAAUCCUCCUGCACUGCAGAAUUUGUUCAGUGGAUCUAAACUUAAUAAUUGCAUAAAUUGGGGUGUUGAAGAGGCUAUGCGCUUAACGAAGGGUGCUAACAUUUCACAAGUGGCAAAUGAAUCAGCACGAAAUGUAGGUGCUCAUUACAGCGAGCUUAGGAAUUCUCAAGAUGAAGUGAAACUCUAUAGUCCAGAUGGAGAAACACCAAAACCUAAAAAACGUGGAAGGAAAAAGCUGAAAGCUGAUCCCAAUGACCAGCAGCUGUCAUCUCCACAUGAAGAUGAUGGUGAAAUGCGCUUUAGAUUUUAUGAAAGUGCUUCUGCAAGAAAGAGAACUGUCACUGCUGAAGAACGAGAAAGAGCAAUGAAUGCAGCUAAAGCAUAUGCACCUGAUAAUCCCAAUUGUAGGGUGGUCCUGCGACCAUCGUACUUGUACAGGGGUUGCAUUAUGUAUUUGCCAUCUGGCUUUGCCGAGAAGAAUCUAAAUGGAGUUUCGGGGUUCAUUAAACUUCAGUUAUCUGAUGGGAAACAGUGGCCUGUUCGAUGCCUUUACAGAGGUGGCAGAGCUAAAUUUAGCCAGGGAUGGUAUGAAUUCACAGUGGAGAAUAAUUUAGGGGAAGGUGAUGUAUGUGUCUUUGAGCUGCUGAAAUCCAGGGAUGUGGUUCUGAAAGUUACAUUAUUCCGUGUUCUCGAAGAUGGUGGAUUUAUAAACCAUCCUUAA
This is a messenger RNA of Dovyalis caffra, 1146 nucleotides long. Lineage: Eukaryota; Viridiplantae; Streptophyta; Magnoliopsida; Malpighiales; Salicaceae. The record is from the annotation of a GenBank genome assembly.